Metarhizium robertsii ARSEF 23 is the source of this 1857-nucleotide messenger RNA. Its product is annotated as Integrase, catalytic core. The transcript is spliced from 4 exons. The record is from RefSeq and is a predicted model, not a curated record. Gene Ontology annotation, biological process: DNA integration. Gene Ontology annotation, molecular function: nucleic acid binding. Bases 1 to 1857 code for a protein of 618 amino acids. NCBI's taxonomy places the organism in Eukaryota, Fungi, Ascomycota, Sordariomycetes, Hypocreales, Clavicipitaceae.
AUGGACUCGGAGAUGUACAUUGCGGUGGAAACCAGCGUUGCGGGUCACACACAAAUUUCAGGAUCUUACAAGGUUUGCGACAAUACCGAAGGCGCUUACUCUGGAGACACACACCUUGAAAUCCUUGGAUAUGGUGAUGUGAUCAUCCGGAUUGGCGAAAUGGAAAAGUUCAGACUCCAAAAUGUAGCCUACAUUCCAAGAUUCCACACAAACGUUGCGUCCCUGGAUCUCUUCCUCCAGAGAGGAUACAACUGGAACCCAGCAACAGGCGCCGUCUCAAGAGACGGAAAUACGAUCUUUCGCACAGAGAGGCGAUAUCGCCAGCCUGUCAUUGAAUUCAACCAAGUCGAUUACGAAUCGCACAUGCCACUGGCAACCGCUUUCACCUCAUCCACGCAGCCGAGACCCGAGUCCGCCGCAGAAGCCACUCAAUGGCAUCAACGCCUAGGUCAUCUUGGUUCUGAAGCCCUUGAACACCUAGUUCAACAAACAACCGGAGCCAAAAUCAAAGGCCCGCUCAAGAUAGAGUGCAAAGACUGUGCCAUCUCCAAAGCAAAACGCAUUGUCUCGCGACGAAGCCCGCAGACAAAAGCACCACGACCAUUCUGGCGCAUCUACGUUGACAUCUUCGCCAUGAGCGACGGAUACAACGGAAUGAAACACGCCGUGCUGAUCAAAGAUGAAUGCACAUCCAUGAUCUACAUAUAUCUCCUAAGAGAUGCAACCACUGAAAGUGUCCUAGGAGUGUUAAAGACCUUCGAAGCCUACAUUCGACGACAAUUCGACACAUCGAUCUGCGUUAUCCAUCGAGAUAAUGACAGAGCACUUCAGUCAGAAUAUGCUGCAUGGGUCAGAUCCCAAGGGAUCCAAGAUGAACCCACUGCGCCUGACACACCGGCACAAAACGGGCCUGCUGAACGAUCUGGGGGGGUAAUAGGCAGCCAGUCUCGCACAAUGCAGGUUGCUGCCAACUUUCCGGACGAACUGUGGCCUGAGACCUGGAAGACUGCGGUGUAUCUACACAACAGAUCGCCGCAGCAGGCAAACAACUGGAAAACACCGUUCGAACGGCUGCACCAGUGGCUACAGGACAACAAUCGUGAUACCGGAUACCUCCUGGCACAGCCCGACAUUACCAACCUUAAGGCGUACGGAUGCCGCGCCUAUCCGCUGACCAGGGAAGCUCUGCAAGGCAAGCAGAAGAAAAACCUGAAGAUCCAUCCACAUGCAGAGAUCGGAUACCUUGUUGGAUAUGACUCCACCAACAUCUUCAGGAUCUGGAUUCCAGAACGAAAAGAGGUUCGCCGAGUCCGAGACGUGACCUUUGACGAAACCCGUUUUUAUGAUCCAAGAGAUCACCCGCAAAAGCUUCACAUCGAAGAAGCAGAACCACAACUUCAGCUCCCUGCCCAUAUUGAAAGCGACCCAGAACCUGAGAAAUCCGAAGAGACCAGGACAGAGGCGCAUAGUGAGCCAAAAUCGCCACCUUUGAAGGAGGCAGAAAGCGAAGAUGAAACCCGAUCAACUAUUUGGGUUGGAAGCGAAGAUGAAACCCAAUCAACUAUUUGGGUUGGUGGCCAAAACCACUCCGACGAAGAAACGGAUCAAGAGCUUGAAAACUUCGACAGCCAAGCUACAAGCUGGACCGUGAGUCCAACACCUGAUGAGAGUCACAGAGGCUCCUUCAGCCCGAAUCUUCAAGAUCAGGAUAAUCAAGAGAAUCGACAAGACCAUGACAACGAACAUGAGAUCGAGAUCGAUGAUCAGUCAUUUACCGAAGCAGCUUUUUCAUCGGCCGAAAACAAAGGCUGCACCGACGAAGUCUUCCUCCAGAACCAAGAAACUACCAUGAGCUAA